Messenger RNA from Hemisphaericaspora subhashii, 2247 nucleotides. It is a transcript of the gene PTR3, whose product is annotated as Ptr3p. Gene Ontology annotation, molecular function: protein binding. The record is from RefSeq and is a predicted model, not a curated record. The transcript has a single exon. Bases 1 to 2247 code for a protein of 748 amino acids. NCBI's taxonomy places the organism in Eukaryota, Fungi, Ascomycota, Pichiomycetes, Serinales, Debaryomycetaceae.
AUGCAAAUGGAGAGGAUAAAUAUAUCACAUUUGGAAAAUCUAUUGAGAUUUCCAGGUGCAACCCAAACAACUCCAAUUCAAGAUGCAUCAAUUCUAACAUGUGGAUGUUUAGUUUCUGAAUCAAGUUUUCUUUUAAAUGAUGGGAAUGUUUGUCCAAAUUGUAAAAGUGCCGACGUUAGUUUAUUAUCCGAAAUUAAGCCCCUCAGAGAGCUUUAUAGACUUAUAGACCAAUUAAAUUCACAAGCAUCUGCAGCAUCCCAUGUUCUGAUAAGUGCUGCUUCAGCUAGACGUCGUCGAUCAUCCGGAAAACGCGGGAGUGUUAAUGAAGAAGGAGGAGAUGGCUUACAACAACAACAGCAGCAACAACAACAACUGUCAGAGUCUAUGGAUUUGCUUAGUUUGUUUUACAAAUUUGCUAAAGAGGAAGAAUAUUCUGGAGAAAUAACGGCUAGGGGCAAAUCAGUAUCAAAAGAAUCUAAAGUUCAACCAAUUGAUAUUACAGCAACCAGUACUGCAUUGGAUCGUCAACCAACGAAUUUCACAACCACUCUGUUUCAAUCUACAGUAUCGAUCUCACCGGGAGCUCAAAAGGAUAUGAUUCAUGUUGAAGCUAGAUCCAUUGAUCCUUCUUCAGUAUAUAUUCCACCUGAUUAUUUAAGUUUUGAAAAGAAUUUAUUACAAAGUAUAAGUGAACAAAAAGAAUAUAAUUUCACUAAAUGUUUCCCAUUUCAUAGAAAAUUGAGUUCAUUCCCAACUCAACAACUUAAAUUCAAUUUCCCAUUUAAACUGGGAUCAAUUAAGAAAGCUAUAAGUACUUAUAUUCAUUCAUAUCUUGAUUUCAGUACGGGAAAGGAAAUAACUCGAUUUGUAUUGAUUAAUUCUAAAAGAUGGGAAGUUUAUGAAUAUAUUGUUCCUCUUAGUGGACCGACAAAGGUGUCGGCUAAACCACAAUUGAUAUGUUGUGGGAAACUGAGUGGAGAAUUUAGUGAAUCAUUGAAUAAUUUAAAUGAACCAGUUGUUAUCCAUCCUAAAGAAAUUAUAAUUAGAAAUGAUUUUAAUUCAAAAACAGAAUAUCAAAAUCCAAAUAGCAGUCCAGAAGAGAUCAAAAAGAGAUUACAACAUUGGGAUCAAAUUUAUUGUCAUUUGACUAAAAAUUACUUAGUCAUUUCUGGGACAAGAGGUAUAAUGAGAGUAUAUAAUUUGAAUCGUUCAUCAUCUUAUAAAAUGGGUCAAUCUAUAUAUACAUAUUUAACCAAUUUCCCAAUCAGAUGUAUUUCAGUUUCACCAAAUGAAGCAUUGAUUGCUUGUGGUAUAACUGCCAAGGAAAGAGUUACAGCAAAGGAACAACCAUUUGUGAUAUUACAUAGAAUAAUUCUGACUGGAGUUAAUUCAUAUCUUGACGCAGUCAAUCCUAUGACAAUUACAAUUCCAUAUCGAGACCCAAUUAAAAUAUUGAAUUUCAAUGCUUCUUCAUCUCAUUUAAUUUGUGGAACCCUGUGGGAAUCAAGAUAUUUGGUGAUUAAAUUAAAGAGUAAUAAUGAUAAAGAAGACAAUUAUAGAAAACCAAGAUUAAUUUGGUCUGAUUUUGUUUAUAAAACCGCUAGGAGAACAAGAAAUGAUGAUGAGAAUGGGGAAAUUGUUGGUGAUGAUAAGACUGAAGCUGAUAGUGAUUUAAUGAUGUCUACUGAAGGUAUGACAGAUGUUAAAUUUGGAAAUAUGUUUUCAAAUACAAUUGUAAUUACAUCAUGUUCAUUAAAAAGUAGACCUCCUAUAAUUAUUAGAUUGGAUGGAGCUAUGAUUGAUUCCAAAAGAGCGGUUGCUAAUAUUGAUAAUUAUAGUUUUCAAAAUAGUGUUAAUAGUUUGGAAGAAGAAGAAUAUUCUUCAAUAAUUUCAGCAGAGACAAUUAUGAGAAUUCCUGAAGUAGGUUCAUUAGUUCAUAAAGCAACUAUUUCCCCCACUGGUGAUGGAAUUGUAUUUUUAGCUAAAGAUGGUAGUCUAUAUCUUCUUUCAGGAUCAAAUUUCAAGACCAAAUUAUCAACUACUUCAACAGCCAAGAAGAUUGUUGUCUUAUUAGGAGAAGUUGCUAAUGCUGAAAGAUUUAGUGAAGCCGCAUCAGUAUUAUUUUCACCUGACGGUGGGAAAGUUUUCACUGUUGAUAGAAAGGGAGUAUUUUCAAUAUUUGAUUUUACAAAAGGUGUUCCAGGAGAAGAUCCUGAAGUUAUUAAAUGUAAGAUUAUUAGUAUAUAA